Molecule: messenger RNA, 1670 nt
Organism: Styela clava
Lineage: Eukaryota; Metazoa; Chordata; Ascidiacea; Stolidobranchia; Styelidae
Product: tubulin polyglutamylase TTLL11-like
Biological process (GO): microtubule cytoskeleton organization; protein polyglutamylation
Cellular component (GO): ciliary basal body
Molecular function (GO): tubulin binding; tubulin-glutamic acid ligase activity
Source: RefSeq, a predicted model, not a curated record
UGUCGUUCUUCGCUUUUAAAACAUGCCGGAACAGAAUAACAAAGGCUUAAGAUUUGAUAACCGAGAUGAUGUAUGACGCUGGCGGGAUUAUGAUACAAUUGAACUGUUCUAGUUCUAGAAUAGAUAGUUCAGGUUAUAACCGCGGUUUCAAUUAAUAACUUGAUAUGGCGAGGGAUUUAUGCAGAACGAUUCCAAAGAUGCGUAUCAAAUGGUGGUUUGAUAAACCUCAUAUGGAAAUAGCGAUUGAGAGGCUUGGGUGGGAAAAGGUUCCAGAGGAUGAGAAUGCAGACUUUUACUGGCACGAUAAGACUUAUUAUGCAGACUUAUUUGAACAUGAGCCGAAGUUGGUCGGAGUCAAUAAAAUACCGGGUAUUCUGGAACUUUGUACAAAGGCUAGAUUGUCAGAAAUAUUAACUACAAAGAAAGCAAUCAAUCCAAACAUAUUUCAAUUUCAUCCCAAAACGUGGAUUCUUCCCCAGCAGUAUAAACAGUUCACAGAAGAAACCAAACAGGAAAACAAAGUAUUGAGCGAUGGCGAGUUAGCGACGUAUUACAUAUACAAACCGAGCGUUGGAACGCAUGGUAACGGAAUAUUUUUAGCGAAUGGAUCAGUAGAUAUACAGACAGAGGACAAUAAUUACAUUGUACAGAAAUAUCUUGAUCCGCCUCUACUUAUUGAAGGAUAUAAAUUUGAUCUACGAUUUUAUGUUGUGAUUGCUAGAGUUGAUCCACCAGAAAUAUAUUUAUGUAAUGAGGGUCUCGUGAGGUUAUGUACAACAAAAUACGAAUCGCCGUGUGAUAAAAAUUGUGACGAUAUUUUCAUGCACUUGACAAAUUAUAAAAUCAACGUUCAUAACAAAUCUUUUCAACAAACUCCGUCUCCGAGCACUGGUUCAAAGAGGACGUGGAAGAGCGUCAAAGAAACUCUGAGGGAGCGUGGAUGUGAUGUCGAAACAGCGACGAGGAGAAUAAAAGAACUAUGCGUGAACACGUCAUUAGUUCUUCUGGAUGAAGUAAAGCAAACACAAGAAAUAAACCCAUACCGCACGAGGUGGUUUCAUAUCUUAGGAUUUGAUGUAAUUCUGGACUCAGAUAUGCAACCCUAUUUAUUGGAAAUAAACAGCGCUCCAAGACUUGGAGUUGUUCAUCAUAAUGUACCGGAUUUGAUGGGAAAACGUUACAUAUUGAAUGUUGUGGAUCAACAGAUAAAAAUACCUUUGAUCGUAGAUGUUUUGAAGUUAGUAACGAUGGGAGAGAAAAAUGUUGAUAUGACGUCAUCAUGUCUGGAAAGAAUUUUCCCCAUUAAUAAUGAAGAAGAUGGCGCUAACGGGUCUUGCGAACUUGGCCAUGGAAUUUUGGAACAGAGGCUGAAUGUUCAAUAAUCCUAACAAACAAUUAAAAUGCUGGAAGACGAGUCAAUCGCAAUUUUUUAGUGUAUUAAUCACUCAUAAUUACUUUUAUAUAUUUUUUACAUGUUUUUUAAUUAAAUUUCGUGAAUGAUGCAAAAUAAGAAAGUCUAAGAAUUUGUGAAGAGUUGCAAAGAAUAUUCACAACGAGAUGGACCGCCUAACCUGACCACUGUGAAAUACUAGUCAAUGUAUUGUCUGCAUUGGAAGACUGAUUAUUCAUUCUCCUUUGAACUCUCUUAAAUAUAUGCAAUAAGUGGACAA